AUGUCUACCGAGCAGGUGUGGUUCCCUCGGAAAGUACCUUCGUACCCUCUCUUACAGUUCUGGACACUUUCGCUUUAUUACAAAAUCGUUGAUAUUGGUGUUUUCACUGCCGUUGCCCAUCCUGAAGAUUCCAACAAGGCAACAUGCGGGUUCGUUUCCCUAGACGGCUUUGAGGAGACAACCUUCUUCGAAACUCCAGGCCCUUUUGAGAUAAUUCUUCUGUCUGAGGCACGUUCAGAGCAGAUAGAGGAUCACGUUACAAAAUGGGAAGCCCCGUACCCUCUGGCUGCGGAUCAAUGGGAGUUUUAUAAUGUCAUGCUUUUGGAGUGGCAGGAAGGCAGUGCUGAACGAAGAGGCUUUGGGUUGCUUCACCAAGGUGCCGUAGAGUUUAGUAUAGAUCCUGGUCCAUCGUGGAAGGAAAUAUUCCUCGCAUAG
Messenger RNA from Fusarium venenatum, 435 nucleotides. RefSeq lists its product as uncharacterized. Lineage: Eukaryota; Fungi; Ascomycota; Sordariomycetes; Hypocreales; Nectriaceae. The record is from RefSeq and is a predicted model, not a curated record.